Molecule: messenger RNA, 1617 nt
Organism: Danaus chrysippus (African queen)
Lineage: Eukaryota; Metazoa; Arthropoda; Insecta; Lepidoptera; Nymphalidae
Source: the annotation of a GenBank genome assembly
UUGACAGAGCUACCCUCGAAACCGGUGAUCUUUGACGAGUUCGGCAAAGAAAUAACCGAAUCGGCCGGCCCAUUCCACGAAGGGGGCGCCUUUAAGCUUAUUUGCUCGGUGAAUGGGGGGAAUCCUACGCCAAGAUUACAGUGGUUGCAUGGGGAAACUGUAGUUUCUUCACUGAGCGCGGGUGAGAUGCCAGUGGGUAACACCACAUCAUUGACCCUCUUGGUCACAAACGCAACCCGUGCACACUUGUCCGCUGUGUACACAUGUUCAGCGGAUAAUACACUGCUAUCUCCCCCACAACGGGUCUCCGUCCGUGUCGAUCUGUAUUUGCGGCCACUGUCCGUCGAAAUCUUAUCGAGAGAACAACCACUGUCAGUGGGUAGACAAGCCGAGCUUUGGUGCAAUUCAACCGGUGCAAGACCUCCAGCAGCGGUCACUUGGUGGCUAGAUGACAAAAAACUAGAAUCUAUAACUAAACAACAGGAUUUAGAAAAAAGGAACGAGACUCAGUCUGUGUUGAAAUGGACACCUUCAAAGGAACAAAACGGAAAAAUACUUACAUGUAGAGCAGAACAUUCCAAGUUCAAUAGUUCAACGAUUGAGAGCAAUUUGCUGCUUAAUAUUUUUUAUGUCCCGGUUGCUACAAUGCACCUUGGCGCGAAAAUAAACUCGAACGAUAUUGAAGAAGGAGACGAUAUGGACUUCGGAUGCGAAGUUGAUGCUAAUCCCCCUGCUUAUAAAGUUGUGUGGGAACAUAACGGUAUUCUGCUUCAACACAGUCCUGCCAACGGAGUAAUCCUAACUGGCAACACGAACCUUGCACUACGUAAUGUGUCACGACACCAGGCUGGUAACUAUACCUGCACUGCUUCGAACGUCGAAGGAGACGGGAAGUCGCUUCCCGUGCAAAUGCAAGUCGUUUAUAGACCCGUGUGUCGAUCUACAGAUAUGAAAAUAAUAGGUGCAGCUUUACAAGAACCAUCGAAGGUAGAAUGUGAGGUGGAUGCUUUCCCUCCCCCAGAAACGUUUGAGUGGACACUUAAUAAUUCUGAAGGCUCAAUAAAAGUUGACCCCGAACGCUUCAACAUCAAGGGUCCAGCCAGAAAAUCGGUAUUAACUUUUGUUCCUGUAUUUGACACGGAUUACGGAAAGUUGUCAUGUCGUGCAACAAACCUAGCAGGUCAGCAAAUGUUGCCAUGCGUGUACACUAUACUGCCUGCAACUAGACCUGACCCACCGUCUAAUUGCUCAGUAUAUAAUCUAACUGAUGAUUCGCUGGAUUUAACUUGCAUUGCGGAAGCGCAAGAGGCAUGGGAAGUCAACUGGGCUGUCGGUGGUGUUCUUGGCGCUGCAUUUACCGUCGCAUUCAUACUAUGUCUUGCAAUUAUUGCUUCAAGAUUACGACACAGUUCUAGAGACUACGGAGUAACUGUACAAUCAACGAAGAAUCAAAAGAUGACUCUCCAAAAGAGGUGCUCGCCGGACAAUUGUAAUCCGGAUCUCAUUCCGCUCAGUCAAGGUCCAGCGUACAAAACAUUUGUGAUCAGGAAAGGUGCUGAGAGGCUAAGACCAUUUGUUAGCCAUUCAAUGGCCGACUAUUUAUCUCGCAACCAUUGA